CGUAGUUUUUCGGUCCAAAUGGACCAAAUCUGUUGUUAUUCAUUUUUUCUAUAGUCGAAGACUUCGUCACUUCAAAGUUCAAAGAAUUAAAAAUUUUAAGUUUUAUACUUAUAGUUAUAAGAUUUACGGUUUACUGGUGAAAUUUGUGUACGCUUUUUUGUUUAUAGUCAUCAAACAUGCUCCGCUCCAUCUGACUUCUUGGAAGAGCAACCCAAAAUAGUUUUGCCGUCCAGUGUGCACCUCUUAAAGUACGUGCCAGAACGUUUUGGUAUCUUGGAAUGGCGCCUCCCAGCGGAACGACGGCGAACCGCCGUGGACGCCCAGCAAAAAUUGCGACUUCAAGCAUCAACCCGAUUGAUAUUGCUGCUCAGACAACAGAUGAUACAGCGAGCAACAACGGACGUCCGAAGCGGACGCGAGCGAUGAAAAAUCAGCAGACUGCGGGAACCAGACAAGAUGUUGUCGUUUCCCAGCCCGUUCCUGCUCCGACCAAGAAACGGGGUAGACCACCAGCGACCAAAACGAUAGGGAACGGAGCCAGUCAGGACAGUAACGGCACGGGAAGCAGUGUGACUGUGGGUUCACAUCCGGGAGCCAGCCAGAGCGAUGAUGACAGUGGCAGUAAUGCACCGAAGAAACGGGUUCGCACUGCAAAAUCAGCUAAAACGAACGGUAUCGGUGCAUCCCAGCCUGCUGCAAUGGUUCACACUUCUGCUGCUCCAUCGCAAUCCACCGUAGCUUCUUCGAAGAAUGUCAAACCUGAUCCAGACGACGACGAUGAUGAUCAGAAGCCGACCAGUUCAAAGCCGAUGAAGCAGAUGACGAUCAAAGGACGGGCUCCUGUCGAUGAAUUGUUCCAGAAUCGGGACAGUGUUCAUGUUUACUGCGAAGGCGACGAUGUGUGGGAUGUCGCUCUCAAUCAGACAUCCAUCGACAAUAACAACAAUAAGUUCUACAUGAUCCAACUGUUAGAACAUGAUCAUCGGAAGGAAUACUUUGUCUUCAACCACUGGGGCCGCGUUGGAUUAGCCGGACAGUCCAGUUCGGCUAGUUAUGCAGCUAAUCUCGAAAGUGCCAAGCAGGAUUUCAAGAAAAAGUUCAAAGAUAAAACUAAGAAUGAUUGGGAGGACCGUGCUGAAUUUGUGAAGGUCCCGGGCAAAUACGAUCUGGUUUUACGGGACUACAAUGCAAAGGAUGAACCAGCCGGGCGGGAUGCUCCUGAUACAAUUACCCGGAAUAUGGCCGACUACAAAGUUCCGGAUUCAAAGCUAGAUGAACGCGUGCAGGUUGUGGUCAAGACCAUUUUCAACAUUCGGAUGAUGGAGCAGACGGUCAAAGAAAUGAAAUACGAUGCGAAAAAAGCCCCACUUGGUCGUCUAACGGAAGCCCAAGUUAAAUCUGGAUAUUUGUGCCUGAAGAAGCUUGAGGAGUUGAUUACGAAGGGACAUAGUUUUUCCAGACAGAUCAACGAGGCUUCGAGCGAGUAUUAUACCAAAAUUCCACAUGAUUUCGGAAUGCAUCGACCACCACCUAUCACAAGUUUGGAUGCAGUGAAGCAAGAACUGGCGUUGUUGGAAACGUUAGGUGAUAUUGAAAUUGCUAUGCGCGCUCUGGAGAAAGGGCGUGAUAGUGUUGGUCCACCUGAAAACCCCAUGGACAUUCACUACCGCACAUUGAAAACCGACAUUAAAGCUAUGGAUCGAGAUGCCGAAAUGUUUUCCACAAUUCAAGAGUAUUUACUGCGCACUCAUGGACCGUCGCAUUCCGAAUAUCAGCUGCAACUCUUAGAUGUGUUCGAGCUACAGAAAGAUUCUCAGUUCACGGAUGUCGGCAAUCGAAUGCUGCUCUGGCACGGAUCUCGACUGUCCAAUUUCGUAGGAAUUUUAUCACAAGGUCUGCGCAUUGCGCCUCCUGAAGCGCCCGUUACUGGCUACAUGUUCGGAAAAGGCAUUUAUUUCGCCGAUGUUUCAUCCAAAAGCGCUAAUUACUGUUACGCCCAGCAAAGCGACUCUGUGGGAUUUAUGCUCCUCUGCGAAGUAGCGCUGGGGCAGUCGCGAGAGCUUCGUGAUGCCGAUUACAGUGCUGAUCAACUACCAACAGGAUUUUCCAGUACGAAGGGUGUUGGUUCCUACGUCCCGGAUCAGUCAACAUAUCGCACCGUGGAUAAUAUGGUGGUACCAGUUGGAAAAUGUGUGGAUCAUGCUAGCGCCAAAGCUCGCUUUAGCUCGCUUGCUCUGCAGUAUAAUGAGUACAUUGUCUACAAUGUGAACCAGGUUCGGAUGCGGUAUUUGGUUCAAGUAAAAUUCAACUACAAAAGAAGGCGAUAAUGAGGAAACUAAAAACUUUCUGGUUGGAGUGAUCUUGCAAUUUGGCAUUGUUGCAUUGAAAAUUGUGGACAAUAAUAUUGUGAAAUGCAAUGUAGCGACUGUGUUUUGCUUUCGGCGCCACUUAUCCAAACUGAAUUGUUCCUUUUUAUUUCGUUGAGUGGUUUAUUGUAAAUUCGUGCUUAUGUCAAUGAUUUUUAGAAUAGUGAUGGUCAAAUCCAUUUCCGUUUGGGAAUGUUUUGUUGUUGAUUUCCUGUACAAUACUUAUUGUACCGUA
Messenger RNA from Paramacrobiotus metropolitanus, 2601 nucleotides. Its product is annotated as poly [ADP-ribose] polymerase 2-like. The transcript has 8 exons. The record is from RefSeq and is a predicted model, not a curated record. Gene Ontology annotation, molecular function: NAD+ poly-ADP-ribosyltransferase activity. NCBI's taxonomy places the organism in Eukaryota, Metazoa, Tardigrada, Eutardigrada, Parachela, Macrobiotidae. Bases 279 to 2327 code for a protein of 682 amino acids.